UCGAAAUAUUUAAUUUAGAUUACAUGACUGGUAAUAGUAAAGGAUAUGGGUUUAUUUCAUAUGAUAAUUUCGAUUCUUCAGAUGCGGCAAUUGAUGCAAUAUCUGAAUAAACCAAUUACUGUAUCAUACGCAUUCAAAAGGGUAAAGGUGAAAGACAUGGAAGUGCUGCAGAAGCGAAGAAAAUCAAAGUCUUUGUUUGCAGAUGUUCGUCCACCUACUGUUCCACCUCCAAUG
Messenger RNA from Rhizophagus irregularis DAOM 181602=DAOM 197198, 234 nucleotides. Lineage: Eukaryota; Fungi; Glomeromycota; Glomeromycetes; Glomerales; Glomeraceae. The record is from RefSeq and is a predicted model, not a curated record.